Haplochromis burtoni (Burton's mouthbrooder) is the source of this 8394-nucleotide messenger RNA. It is a transcript of the gene lrrtm4l2, whose product is annotated as leucine rich repeat transmembrane neuronal 4 like 2. Gene Ontology annotation, molecular function: protein binding. The record is from RefSeq and is a predicted model, not a curated record. The transcript is spliced from 2 exons. Lineage: Eukaryota; Metazoa; Chordata; Actinopteri; Cichliformes; Cichlidae. The coding region runs from base 331 to 1938 and encodes 535 amino acids.
UGAGGGGAGAGAGAGAGAGGGGAGAGAGAGAGCACAGAGUGGAGGAUUGUGCAUCAGUCUGUUGGCGCUCAAAUGGGUAAUUGCGCACACAGCCGACUGGACUAUAGUGGCGACUCCAAGUACGACCCAGGUGUGAAGGCGUCCUAUUUCUGAGCGGCAUGCAGGGAUCAGGGGGUUUGGACCGCUACGGAAAACUUGCUUCUGCUGCUCAAGUCAUGCUCAAUGUGCAACUCUGAAGCCGCAUAAACUGCGACUGAGAGCAGUUUAACGCGUCUCUUAUCGUUCUUUUUUUUAACCCCCCCUAGAGGAUUACUCCUUCCCUCGGUAACCAUGGGUUCUGUGAUGUUGGACUGGCGGUUAUCAUGUCUUCUUCUGCAGGCAGCCGUUUUGCUGCUGCUCAGCAAGGGGGAGAGGAUGUGCCCCGUGAGUUGUCGCUGCGAGGGAAAGAUCGUUUAUUGUGAGUCGGGCAUCUUCCACGAUGUUCCAGAAAACAUCACCACGGGAUGCCAAGGUCUGUCUCUGCGUUACAACAACCUGCAGGUUCUGCUGCCGUACCACUUCGCUCAUCUUGGUCAGCUUGUGUGGCUUUACUUGGACCACAACUCAAUCAAUGCCAUAGAUGCUUUAGCUUUCCACGGGGUGCGCAGGCUGAAAGAACUGAUCCUGAGCUCAAACAAAAUAUCCCAUCUGCACAACAACACAUUCAGUGCCAUACCAAACCUGAGGAAUCUGGACUUAUCCUAUAAUCAGCUGCAGUCUCUCCAUCCCGGACAUUUCUACGGGCUGCGCAAGCUACAGAAUCUCCACUUCAGGUCCAAUGGACUGAAACAGAUCCUCGUUCGUACUUUUUUGGAAUGCCGCAGCCUGGUGUUCCUCGACCUGGGUUAUAACCGCUUGCGGAGCCUCACCCGCACCGCGUUUUUGGGGCUGUUCAAGUUGAGGGAACUUCAUUUAGAGCACAAUCAAUUUACCAGGAUUAAUUUCUUUAUUUUCCCACGCCUCAGCAACCUCCAGGCUCUUUAUUUGCAAUGGAACCGCAUACGAUUCAUCAAUCAAGGUGUGCCGUGGACUUGGCAGAAACUUCAGAAACUGGACCUCUCGGGGAAUGAAAUCCAAAUCUUGGAUCCCGCUGUUUUCCAGUGCAUGCCAAACUUACAGAUACUGAACCUCGAAUCAAACAAGCUGAGUAGCGUGCCUGUGGAGGCUGUGGCAGCAUGGACUUCGCUGACCACCAUCAGCCUGGCAGGUAACGCCUGGGACUGCAGCCCCAGCAUCUGCCCUCUCAUGACAUGGCUGAGAACCUUCAAAGACUCCAAAGACAUCAGCAUGAUAUGCAGCAGUCCCAAGUCUGUGCAGGGCGAAAGAGUGGUGGACGUAGUGAGAAACCACUCAGUAUGCAUAGACAUGUUAAAUGUGUUCUCGACCACUUUCAUCAUUAGGGGUUCAGCUGAAAUUGUGAACAUCACAGCUCCCCCGUCUCCCUCUGAUGUUACAGACCUGGCUGCACAGACAUCCACUGCUUCACCUGACCAGCCUGGCAGGACAGACAGAGAGACAACAGAGUCCAUAACUAUGAGCUCUACAGCUCACAAUUCCCCCGAAACACCUACAUCAUUUAUCCCUGAGCUACAGUUUGAACAUAUGGCUUUCCAUAAAAUCAUUGCGGGCAGCGUAGCCCUGUUCUUGUCAGUGUCAUUGAUUCUGCUGGUUAUUUAUGUCUCGUGGAGGCGCUACCCCAACACCAUGAGGCAGCUGCAGCAGCACUCAGUCAACCAUAAGCGCAGAAAAAAGGCCCGCAAGCAGGAACAGGACCUUAACUCUCAGUUGCAAGAGUACUAUCUGAGCUACCACUCAAACUCGGAGACAAUGGACUCCUUGGUGAACGAGCCAAGGCCGUGCACGUGCACUAUAUCAGGAUCAAUAGAAUGCGAGGUCUGAGCUGCCCACUAAAACACGAGAUAUAAAGUGCAAUUGCUAAGCAGAGGUAGAUAGGCUUUGUUUCCCCUCCAAAAAAAAAGAUUAAGUGGUUUUUAUCUCUAAUAUGAGAUGAUAGAUUCUGCAGCAGUGAAUAAAAUACUGGGGGGCAUAGUACAAUAUAAUUAUAUGCAGAGAAAAGAAGAUUGGAAUGGAGAAAUAUAUUUGGAGAGCUAAUUAUCGCCCUGACUGACACAAGAACAGUGGCAGGGUCAGUCGGGUUAGCUGUGUCUGACCUUACAAAAAGACUGGAUCUUUGCUAACGCGAAAGUCAGCUCCACAGAGAGACUGACCUUAUUCUUAGUCAGAGUAUAUUGCCAUAGAACAUACGAGCCAACAAAGCCACUUUUUACUUGCAACUGUUUUGUUUUUUUUAUUUUAUUUAUUACUAUUAUAUCGCUUGUAAAGCAUUUUGGAUAAAUGUCAGUACCUUUGAGUGUAUGUGUGUAUAUGAGUGUGCUAUGGGGAUGAACUAAUAGGACUGCACCUUAUUCUCACAAAUAGUUUUUGUCCAGUUAAAUUAUUUUUGCAUUGGGCCCCACAGUAUAGCAGUAGCACUACCAUAAAAAUGGACGAGGGUGGGGGGCAAUCACAGAGAACAAUCUUGUCCUGAGAUCAUAUGCAUGAGGCCGUUCUCUUUACUUUAGAUGCUUCUUUCUCCUGUAAAAGGAUCCGUCCUGACUACAGAAAAAAAGAGAAAAAAUAUGUGUGCAAUUUGAUUUGCUGUGAGAAAAGCCACACAGAUGAACAGUAUUUAAAUACCCAUGAGUCUGAAUCUCAGGACUGACGUUUUCCAAGCUGUACAAAUCUGUCAGGUCCAACAGAAGGCCUUGUGUGUGUGUUAAGAAGUAACAAUGUUGACUUUCAACAUAUUUUGUAUUGAUUACCGCUGUCAUUGUAUGGACUGUUUGUGUAAAGACGUAAUAAUGUGGAUACUAGGAAUUCUAUGUGACUGUAUAAUUAAAAGAAACACUGACAACUGAUGAAAAAAAAGAGAGAAGAAAAUGUGUGUGUGAUGAGAACGCUGACAUCUGACGCGGCGCAUGGCGCAAAAAAAAUCUCUUGAAAUCCAUGCAUUGUGAUGUGGAUGUUUCACAUCUCAUUGGAUUUGCAGCUGCACGCGAGGGGGAGCUGACAUAUUUCCACGUGUCUCGUUUUCCUGCUGUCUUCUCUUACACCCUCUCCCGGCACUACAGUAUUGAUUGUAUCUGGGUUAACACCUCAAACAGAGGGUAGGGGGACCGUGUCAGUCCCUGGGAUAUAGCUGAUCUUGUUUUAAAAAAAAAAAGAGGAGAAGAGUAUUAUACUCUGUUUUACUGCGGAAAGGUUUGGUUUAAGUGGAGCCCAAGUAGGCGAUGCCAUUCUUUGAGACAAAGAGACAUUUUUGGUCCCUGAAACCAGAAAGAGAUUAAGAAUCUCUGCUUUAUAUAACCAUGUAUUCACUGUCAGUUUGAAAAUACAGCUCUGGUGCAGUGAAAGGAAGGACAGAAUAGAGGCAGGCCACUGAGGGACAGUGGGUGUUACAGGUCAAGGCAGUUAUGCUAUUAUGAAGCUAUCAGCUGCACUGGUCUGCUUUUUUCCCCAUCUCCUCCCUUACGUAUUCUCUUUGUGUGUGUGUGGUUUGUUUACUGUGUUGACAGAAAAAUGAACCUGUGCCAGGAGACAUGCAAAUGUUCACACAUUGAGCAAGACACACAGGCAGCACUAGUGUUAGCAUAUAUGAGCAAUAAAAAGGGGUAUUCGUCCCAAUGCGAGAGAUUCCGCUGAAAAACGGCAUCCUACAGUCUCUCCCUCGCAGCUGUCACAUUUUUUUUGCUGUCUGCUUUUUUUCUUUCCACCUGUUGUGUUUUGAAGUAAAUGCACGCUUGAAUCCCUCUUAUUAUCUGCUAUUAGCCCGUUCGCAUGUGUCGUGUGCUAUACGUGGAAACUUUCUGACAGGUCAAAGGUUGUUUAGAUGUGGAUUUAUGAUCGCUCAAAAUCCACUUUCCUUAUCCUCCAGGCAGGCGUCGAGGCACGCUGCCAACAGAAUUUAUAUCCAUAAAUCUGGUUUCUAGCUUGCAUAUAUGAUGAAUUUCUUCUUGUGGGCCUGUGGGAAAAAUGUGAGGCCGUACAAAGAAAAAAUACAUAAUAUGAACAGGACAAACGAUUUGUUGAUCUAAUUUCCGCAGCUAUUGUAAUUAGUGUUUGAUUUGUCGUGUAGUGAUUGAUGAAAAGCAAUUCCUUGUGUUUUGAAAUGUUUUGGUGUUGUGUGGCUAAGAAAGGAAUACUGAUUAGAGAGCUGCGGCCUGCAUCCUUCAGAUCGCUAUUGGAGGAUAUCUGUGCGGAUGAAAGAUGCUAGGAAUGCACUGCUUCAGCUUCAAGCAACAUUGCACAAGUAGAAUCACAUUUCGCUGGUGAACUCUGUAAAAAGCUAAACCUUUACAUACUAAAUAUCUAAUACCUCUGUGAAGUUCAGCUCAACAAGGCCAGAAAUGCUCACUUGCUCGCCCCUCCCUGGUGGUCAUGAAGUUUUGAUUUGCAGCAGUCACUGGGGAUUUUUCCAAGGUAAUGCAUGUAACUCUUUGCACAAGGUGUAUGCUGGUUAUUUGAAAGGUAAGCACACUAAUCCUAACGCAGCAGUGGUGGUAUUUUAUCCCCUCAAACACAUAAUUUUCUUUUUAUCUGGCUGCCUGAUUUCUAUUUUCGAGGGAGGUAAUUUAAAGUAAUCACUCAAAAUUUGGGCAAUAGCAUAUUAGCAUUCGUGCCAAGAGUUUGAUGAGAAAAUUGAUAACACUCCUGUGUUUUUCUGGUAAAUAUAAGGCAACAGCCAGCAGCCAGUUAGCUCAACUUUGCAUGAAGAAUGAAAAUGAGGAAACUAGCCUUGGUUUGUCCAAAGGUAACAAUCGCCACCCAACGUCAUCGCUAAAGCUCGGUAGUUAACAUCCCAUUUGUUUAAUCCUUAAACAAGCCAAAGGAUUAAGACUGUCAUAUGUAGUGGGUUACAUCGCUGAUGUAACUUCCUGAAGGAUCAGGUGGUUAGCUGACACCUCGUAUAGUUAAGGCUUUAUCUCAUUGUUUUUAAUUGUUGUUCUUUUGUACAUAUCUAAGAUACAUGGUGUGUGUUUUUACUGAUCGUGGCUACAUUAUCAACCUGUGUACCGUUAGCUACAUAGUGUAGAGGUUGCCGAACAUAUAAAAACUCCCUGGUUAGAGACCAGAAGGAAAUACCAACCCGGUCUCAGAGAAGUCACAAGCUAGUGUACUCCCAGUGCUGGUCCAAAGCCUAGAUAUAUGGUGUUGUUGUGUCAGGAAGGAAAUCCAGUGUAAAAUUACAGUGCAGCCCUCCUGAGCCAGGUUCUGCCAGAGGUUUGUUCUUGUUAAAGGGAUUUUUUUCCUUCCCACUGUUGCCAAGGGCUUGCUCAUAGGGGGUCGUCUCUGUAUUACUGCAGGAUCUUUACCUUACAAUACAAAGCACCAUAUGAUGGCUGUGGUCAUGAUUAUGUUGUGCUAUAUAAACUGAAAUGAACUGAAAUUGAAAAUCUGUUGUGGCAACCUCUUAUAGGAAGUAAAGGAGUGUCUGAAAGUACUGAUAGUAAUAUGUGCUGGUUUGUCGACUUUGUUUUCCUUUUGACAAAGCAGUGGGAGGUUUUUACGUUGGGCCCAGGUGGGAAAUUCCAGUAUUUAAAAACAGGCACGAUCUUGAUAUUGAGGGUACAGGCAGAAAAAAAGUGACAUCUUUUAAUCCACCUCUCGGCAAGCAAGUGAAUUUCUCAAUUAAAUCAAAGACAUGAAAAAACAACUACAAGUUAUUUAUAUAUGCAAAUGACUGAUAAAUUCUUUCUCUUUUCCUUAAGCAUAUUUACCAGCUUUAAUAGCAUGGCUGUUUCUGCUUUCACCUUGUGUAUUUGUGUGUGUCGUGGUGACUGUCUAAUGGGAACAACCGCAAAUGCAUUUAGGAUUUCUGCAGACAUAUUUUGUCGGCUGAAUGCAGCUGUGAGGCUUCAAAUGUGUGUAUUUGACUUCAAAAUCAAGGUCAAGUCCAGAGGAUGAGUGCGGUGAAACUAUUGGCUACUCAUAUGAUAAUGCAGUAAUGACUGUUGAGUGCGCGCAGUUUAGAAUAUUAACAUGUCAAUGGGUGCCACAGCUGUAGGGUCCCAUUGCAAAAGGGUCUUUCAUUCAAUAUUGUGUUUUCUAUUGCAUUUGUGCCAGGCUUCCAUCCAGUGGAAAGGAUUUCUUCAAGGAUGAUUGAGUCAUCCAAGUCUUUUAUUGGACAAAUGUGCUCAGCAGACAGGGAAUUUCCUUUCUUUCUUUCUCCUUUAAAACAGCGAGCAUCACAUCCACUCCUACAUGCAAUUUAGGACCAAGGCUCAGGACCUUCAAGCUAGCAUGUCGAGACUUUUACGCUAAUAUAUUCAAAUGAUUACAAUCAGUCAAAAAUAGAGUCACUGAAGUAUGAAAGGCUUCAAAGGCAGUUGUCACACUCUGGGGAGACAGAAUUGCCCUGUCUCUAGUGUGCCACAACUAGAUUCCUUUGUUACUUCACCUUUUGUGCACUGUAUGUCACCUGUAAAAUUCAUUUCAAUACUAAUGCCUAACAGCUUUUGUCACAUGUCCCAGUAGGUGCUUUGAGCCCCCCCCCCCCAAAAAAAAUUCUCUCGCUGCUGCUUUUUAUUUUUUAUGUGAUCAUGUGAAAGUGGUGAUAGUCAGAGAGACCUUUCAGCGUUCAGUAAAGGCACGCUGUUUUUCGUUCAAACAAGACGACAUUACUGAGCGAAUUGCUGCAAAGAAUUUUAAGAUAACUUCAGAGAAAAUUACUUUUUGUCAUUAUCUAUUCCCUCACUUUCAUCUUUCCGCUUCAUCACUCAGUGUAAACUUAAACAUAUACUGGAAAUUUAAUGAAAAAAAAUCACAAAAUUUUGGUUUUCUCUGCCGUUUGUCCUGAAGCAGUAGGACGUAGAAACUUUCUUCGCAGAUAUAGACACAGAUAUAUUAAUUGUGUGAUCUUCUCUGAACAGUGUAGACUAACGGCCUCUUUAUUAAGUACAGAUUAUAAAUAUCUCAUCAGUCAGUCACAUGGAAGCAACUCAACUCAUUUAGGCAUGUAGACAUGGUCAGUACAACCUGCUGAAGUUCAAACCGAGCAUCUGAAUGGAGAAGGAAGGUGAUUUAAGUGACAUUAAAUGUGGGAUGGUUCUUGUUGGUAGAUGGGCUGGUCUGAGUAAUUCACAAACUGCUGAUCUAACAGGAUUUCCUCACACAACUAUCUCUAGCGUGGUCUAAAAAAAGAGCAAAUAUCCAGUCAGUGGCAGUUCUCUGGAGGAAAAUACCUUGUUGAUGUUAGAGUUCAGAGAAGAAUGGGCAGACUGCUUUAAGCCGAUAGGAAGGCGACAGUAAGUCAGACCGCUAUUUGUUACAACCAGGUCUAAAGAAGCAGUAGCAGAAGACCACGCUGCAAGCAGCUCAACAAAAUCAGAUGAAAGAAGACUGGAAAAAUGUUCCCUGAUGCGAUGGUGGGGUCUUGAUUUCUGACGUUACAUUCAGAUUGUGAGCUAACAAUUUGGUGUAAACGACCUGAAAAAAUAGUUCCAUCCUGCCUCGUAUCAACAGCUCGGGCUGCUGGGGGAUUUUUUCCUGGAAGCCUCUUUGACCCAACUGGGCAUUGUUUAAACAUUACAUCUGACCGGAGUAUAAAGAAUUAACCCAGUACUAGCAAAGGAUACCUAAUAAAGUGACUGGUAAGUGUACUUGUAUAUGAGCACUGAUCUGUGCUCCUAAUCAUUCCCAUGUAUACUAAACAGUUAGUCAGUAAAGUAAAAUCUUUCCAGCAGUGAGUUUUGAUAUUAGAGACGCUUGAAGUGAAAAUGUUGUUCCAGGCACGGAGUAUAGUAUAUUACGUUUUACGAGUUACUUUCUUAUCCAUGGAAAGUGAUCCCAGAGCAGCUUUAGUUUACAUAACAUUAGGAAAUCAUUUCAGGCAGAAACCCAAUUAACAGCCUGACCUUUAUAGCUGCAUUUCCACUUCCCUUUGACAACACGUCUGCUUCAUUUAGAGUCUGAAGCAGUAUUUAUACAUCUUGUUGCCACAUACUUAGAACUCAGAUUCAAUUAUUUUGUAUCUAACAUGCUGUACAUACAGACUGUAUGAUGUAACAGUAAUAUAGCGCAUUCUUUUGAGGUGUCACCUCAUUGUUUCACUGAUUUAUUUCCCCUGAUUCUCCACCAGUUCUUCCUCCCACACCGGGGGAAAUCAACCAAAAGCCAACAACAAUUAAAUGUAUAAGAUUUAUAAGCGCCGGGCCUAGUCAUAUUAUUGUUUCCUGAGAAAUCCAACAUCACCAUGGAAACUCUAAUAAAGAAGCAGUGGCCACCGAGGAUUCAUUUUGGGGCUAAAAAAAUGUCAUUUAGAAUUGUGAAAGAAAUUUUCACUUUCAGGUAGCCUUG